This is a messenger RNA of Silurus meridionalis, 1781 nucleotides long. RefSeq names its product phosphatidylinositol glycan anchor biosynthesis, class B (gene pigb). Gene Ontology annotation, cellular component: endoplasmic reticulum membrane. NCBI's taxonomy places the organism in Eukaryota, Metazoa, Chordata, Actinopteri, Siluriformes, Siluridae. Gene Ontology annotation, molecular function: alpha-1,2-mannosyltransferase activity. The record is from RefSeq and is a predicted model, not a curated record. Gene Ontology annotation, biological process: GPI anchor biosynthetic process.
AUAUGUAUUUUGAACCACGGAUAUGGAAAGAAUUCGUGCUCGCCGUUUUUGCCUUUUGGUUCUUCAAGCUCGGCGGAAACUGUCAAACUCAGGACACGGAAAUCCAAACUGUACCGGAAGGACAACAAUGCGACUUCCCGCGUGCAGGGGUUCUUCGGGGUCGGCAUCGUUCUUUUCUCUGUGAUUUUCCGGCUCGUUAACUGCCUCCUGGUUCAGACCAGCUUCGUCCCGGAUGAGUACUGGCAGUCGCUCGAAGUCUCACACCGAAUGGUCUUCAAGUAUGGCUACGAGACGUGGGAGUGGAGGGAAGGGAUUCGAGGUUACUCGUACCCGCUCCUCUUCGCCGCGAUUUAUAAACUCCUCCACCUGCUGCAGUACGACACGCCUCAGCUUCUGAUCCUGUUACCUCGCGUGGUCCAGGCGCUCCUCGCCGCGCUCGCCGAUGUCAAGCUCUACGAAAUCGCUCGCAAGUGGGCGAAUCCGGACGCCAAAUGGACAUAUUUCUGUCAGCUGUGCUCGUGGUUUACAUGGUACUGCUCCACCCGCACCCUCACCAACAGCAUGGAGACCACACUCACCGUCCUGGCACUCAGCUAUUACCCACUGCAUGGCUCCAGAACACACCACAGCUGGAAAUACCUCUUACUCGUCUCCCUGGCCGUCAUCGUUCGGCCCACGGCUCUGAUCGUGUGGCUGCCGCUGUUGCUCCAUCACCUGUGGCGUGAGGAGAACAAGCUGAAGCUUAUCACCCAUCAGGGACUUCCUGUCGUGGCUGUCACGCUGGCGCUUUCCACGCUGAUAGACUGCACUUUUUAUGGACAAUGGACGUUCGUCCAGUGGAACUUCGUGAAGUUUAACGUGCUGCACAGCGUGGCAGAGUUUUACGGUACACACCCGUGGCACUGGUACCUCACUCAGGGCUUCCCGGUGGUGAUCGGCCCACACCUGCCCUUCUUCCUGCACGGCUGCACCCUCUCCGGGAAGAUGCACCGAACCCUUCUCAUGAGCAUCAUCUGGACCCUGACCAUCUACAGUUUUCUAGCACACAAAGAGUUCCGCUUCAUCUACCCCGUCUUACCCUUCUGCAUGAUCUUCUGUGGCACGUCCCUGGUGAAGCUGCGCUCCUGGAGGAAACCUGCUGCUGGAGUUCUGCUGCUUCUGAACCUGCUCCCGUCUUUGUACACCGGUCUGGUGCACCAGCGUGGAGUGCUGGACGUGAUGCCUCACCUGCAGCACCUGUGUGACCACACCAACUCUCACAGCUCUCCUGAGCCUCACGUGGUGUUCCUCAUGCCCUGCCACUCCACUCCACUCUACAGCCACCUUCACUGUCCGAUCAGACUCCGCUUCCUGGAAUGUCCCCCGGAUCUCAGGGGAGAUCCAAAUUACGUAGACGAAGCGUCUUCCUUCUAUGCGGAUCCUCUUGGCUGGCUCGGGACGUCAUACCCCAACGCGUCCACGCUUCCGUCACACGUGGUCUUAUUCCAUCCGCUUGAGAAGGAAAUGUCCGCUUUUCUGAACGGAAAUCGUUUCAUCAAGAAAUCCGACAUAUUCCACACACAUUUCCCAGAAGGACGAACGGGAAACAGGAUUUAUAUCUACGAGCGAUCGCUGGAAGCAGACCCUCAGAGCCGUCAGCAUUAAUGCACCAGUACUGUGGGGAGGGUUUUAUUGUAUUUCACUUGAAUGAUGACAUGAUGUGACCUUUCUAAUUAAAUACCUCUUUUGUAAAAAAAUUUCACAGAAUCAGUGUUUUAAUUUGUAAAUAAUUUAUUAUUAAA